Molecule: messenger RNA, 1010 nt
Organism: Closterium sp. Naga37s-1
Lineage: Eukaryota; Viridiplantae; Streptophyta; Zygnematophyceae; Desmidiales; Closteriaceae
Source: the annotation of a GenBank genome assembly
GGUGUUGGACAAUAAUCCCAUCGGAGGGUCCCUCCCUGCUGGGUUCUCGGCUCUCACCAACCUUGUCACCAUCUCUAUGUCGCGGUGCCAGCUGGGAAACGCCCUUUUCAACACGUCGCUGCUCAUCAACCUCCAAAAGAUUGACGUGAGUGACAACGAGAUCCUGUACAAUGUUCAAGACGCCUUGGGAGCUUCGCUGAGAAAUCUGCGCCAUGUUGACUUCUCCAACAACCUGUUUAUUGGCUUCUUCCCAGAAUCCAUGUCCAAUCUCCAAGCAUUGGCUGUCCUCAAUGCGGACAACAACAAGAUCGACCUACAACUCCCGGACCUCUCAGCUUCAGCAGCCUCGGGCGCAAUACACUACGUCUCCCUUAUAAACAACGAGCUGGACGAUACAGGCGGCAAGAUCCGUCGAAAAACGCCCCAGUAUCUAAUGGACAUGGUUACCAACAACUCCCUCCGCCUCUGGGGAAACCCCUUCUGCAAUUUCACCCUUGUACUCCCCGCCCUCGCUCCUGCUUGUAACCGUUACAACGAGAAAAUCCAGCCUCCAGUCUUCCUCCCUUCCCCUGGUGCCUCCCUUGACGAUAUUGUGUUCACCUCAGACCCUUUCUGUCCCUCUCACACCUGUGAUCCGACCGCCGCCGCCGCUUACCCCAGCUUUUAUGCCUACCGGGUUGCAGCGGCUUGUGUCUGUGCCAAGGCACUAAAAGUCUUUCUUAGGCUCGUUCACUCGCCGAAUCUGUUCUUCUCUAAGACUCUAGCAACUGACCUGCAGCGGGGGUUGGAGGCGCAGUUUGGGUGGGAAACCGGGCAGUCAUGGAUUCGGCAGGUUCGGACGAAAAGGGACGGCUCUCAGCUGCUGGAGGUUUUGAUUUUUCUGCCCGGCGGGCAGAAAUGGACGGCUGCGAUUGUGAAUGCGGUGGUGAUGAGGUUUGUGCGGCAUAACGUCUCCAUGGGGGUCAGCUUUGGGCCGUACCGGUUCGAAGGAUUCACCUCUCCAAUCCCAC